AUGGCUGUCUUCCCGAUCGUCGCAACAGUAUUCCUGCUACUUUCGCCGUCGGUUUUAGGCCGCACUAUUCUGCCGAAGGACUAUACGUCUAAAUGGCAUUCGAAAAUCCAAUCCGAAGUCAAAGACUUCAAGUGGGAGAUUUACACUAACGGCAGAGGCAAGAUGGAGAAGGGCAAGCUUAAAUGCAACGGGAAGUGGAAGGACGCGGUUGCUUACGGGGCUCAGAAGAAGGAGAUCAGAGAGUUAUGUGUACGUUUACAUGAGAAGCACCAAGAUGAUAGAGGCUACGAAGACUCUCCUACGAAAUACAAUUGUAUUCUCGACCCGAACGAUAAGGGAAACGAUCAUGGAAGGAAGAACCGUGAUUGGCUAUGCUAUGAGAAGGCUCCUAAGGCGGUGUUGCUUCCUCCUCAUGGUCCAUCGUUACAAUCUGACUGCCCAGCGGAGAACCCUAUCUAUCACAGAGCUCGAUUGUAUCCCACGGAAAGUCCUCCCGCCUGGUGUACCUACAACUGGUUCGCGGGCUAUCAAACUUGUUGGUGUAUGCCGGGCUUUUAUAGAACGUCUCCGCACGAUACAACUCUGAAGAUGAGGCCAUGUCCUAAUGAGACGAUUAUGAUAACGCCCCAUAACUCAACCACUGGAACUUCCUCGACUAGUACUGGUGCAUUGACCACGAGUAGAUGCAUAUGUCCUUCGUCUACGACUCGGCCCUUCGAGGCGUCUUCUACGUCGACUAUUGCGACGACAACGGAGGCUGUUGCGACACCUGAUGUUGGAAAGGCUAGUAACGGUUCAAUCCCCGGCGAGUACAAAGCGGGGUUCGACGAUCUAAAGGGGAAAGGUCAACCUGAAGAAGAUACACGAUCGGGAGAGACGACUUCGAGUGACAGUGAAUCGGGCGGCAAUGGCGGACUUGUCAUCGCAAUCAUUCUGAUGGUGGCAAUCGUCGUAAUUGGAUGCCUCUUCCUGUGGCGUUUCUAUCGCACCCGAGGCUUGUCUCUCCCCACACUGCGUCUACCGACCUUGAUUAAGAACCACUUGUUGAUAACUCUUAUUGAGUUAUCUAAUCCUGACAAGACCAAGGGAGCCUACCAGGUAACCGUUCAUAAUUAA
Messenger RNA from Perkinsus marinus ATCC 50983, 1116 nucleotides. RefSeq lists its product as hypothetical. Bases 1 to 1116 code for a protein of 371 amino acids. Lineage: Eukaryota; Perkinsozoa; Perkinsida; Perkinsidae. The transcript has 11 exons. The record is from RefSeq and is a predicted model, not a curated record.